UUCGCGCGCCAAUACAUCAUAUAUGCGCUGAGGAUGGCUGUGGAGUGAAAUUAAAGCGGAACUUUGCCAUUACCUAGUAACCAACAAGCAAUUUCGCGACGGUGUCAUCUGUGAUAAAAAAAAAAGCUCAACAAUCUUGGAUGAUAUGGCCUCCACACAAAUGGGAUUAAGUGAUGAAGAUGGUAGCCCAGAGGGUAGCAACGACUUGGCCUCAAACCAACACGUCAAAGGGGAAAGGUCAAGGCGUAUCUGGUCGGUUCGGGAGGAAGAAAUCCUAAUGGCAACGCUAAAGGAGUUGGCAGCGAACGGUUGGAAAUCCGAUAAUGGAUUCCGUAAUGGUUAUCUAGUUCGGGCGAGGGAGGCCAUUAAGCGUGAGUUUCCAAAUACAAAUAUAUUGCCACACCCACACAUCUACUCAAAGAUAACAACUUGGAAGAUGCACUAUGGUUCACUGAAGAUGAUGCUGAAUCACAGCGGUAUUGGGUUUAAUUCUGACGGCACAUAUGAAAUUGAAUGCGAUGAUGAGCAGUGGAUGCAAUUCGUGAAGAAAGACAGACAUGCGAAAUACAUGAGGAACAAAUUGUGGCCUCAAUUUGAGGACUGGAAGGAGAUAUUUGGAAUAGAUCGUGCCGAUGGAGAACGGGGAGUUGACGUUGGUGCUGCUGUUGGCCAAAUCUACGGUAAUAAGGAUGAGUUGCCAGGCGAGGAUGGUAUAUCCCAACACAUGACAGUAGAGGACUUGUUUCCAGAUGAGGUCUUCCCGACUGGGGUCCUACCUGAGAUGAUGGACGAGAGUCAGUCCGUUACCGAGGGCGGUGUGCCUGGGGCUGGUUCUGGUGCAGGAGUUGGGGCAGGGGGGGUCCCAGUAACUUCUGGAGACGCUGUAACUGGGUCUGGAUCAGGGGCAGGGAAGAAGAUGGUAAAGAAGGUUGUGAAGAAGCGCAAAGUAGACGACAAGAUGGAUGGAAUCCUAAGUCUCAUGGGUCAGAUACAUAGCGACACAAACGAGCGACUAAAAGAGAUUUCAUCAAGGAUUGGGUAUGAGUUCGAUCUUAGCACCAAGAGGUCCGAAGUGUUCGAGCAACUAAAAGGUAUUCCAGGCCUAUCUCUGAAAUUGCAGUUCUAUGUGUCGAAGCAGCUGGUGAAAGAACCCGAACUCAUGGACCUCUUUCGAGGAUUGCCGGAGACUGCACGGGCGGCUUUUGUGUUCGAUCUAUUGGAGACUGAUCGCAUGAUAUAACAAUCAAAGGCACACCAACAUUGUUGUUGUGGUUAUGUUUUGUCAAACUUAAGUUAGUAGCUCUGCUUUUUGGACUGUUCGAACUCAAUCUAUUUGAAUUGAGUCAACUAAUUUGACAUGUUAGGACUUAUUGAGUUGUGGAUGCAUUUACAUAUGGAGAUUGUAUAUGCUUCCCUGCAA
Molecule: messenger RNA, 1420 nt
Organism: Salvia hispanica
Lineage: Eukaryota; Viridiplantae; Streptophyta; Magnoliopsida; Lamiales; Lamiaceae
Source: RefSeq, a predicted model, not a curated record